Messenger RNA from Striga asiatica, 585 nucleotides. The record is from the annotation of a GenBank genome assembly. NCBI's taxonomy places the organism in Eukaryota, Viridiplantae, Streptophyta, Magnoliopsida, Lamiales, Orobanchaceae.
AUGGAGAUACCACCCUCUUUUGUGAACUUGAUAGCCGACGUCUCGAUCGAGGAGACCCCGGGCUCCCUCAGGUUCAUCACCACCGUCGACGCAUCGGCAGCGAGAUCUAGGCCGUCCCUAAUAAAGGCUCUGUCGUCGCCCUUCACACUCACCAGAACAACAUCGACACUUGUUCCUCAUGGCCAAGAUCACAUUGUCAUGCCAAUCACAUCGAGUUUCUUUCGUGCCGACCUUAUCGCUGACAUAGCUUCCUUCAUGAUGAUGCCACCAUCUAGUGUAAAAGGAGUUGUUGCUCACGAACCCGAUUUGUGUAUUGUCCUAAAAAAGAGGUGCGGCUUAGGAGCCAUAACAAAGGCGGCUGUCUUAGCCACGUGUUCCGAGCCGCUGCUUCCGCCGCCAAUCCUUUCACAUGAAGGGCACAUACGUGGCAGCUGGAAGCUGCAUAUAGAGCGGCUUAGCCAAUUUCAUAGCCUUCAGCUCUUGAAGCUCCUUCUGCAGCCGCCGGUUCUCAUCCGUCAGCGUCUCACAGCACUUCUUCAGAAACUCGCAGUCCACCUCUGUUUGCUUCAGCUUUGUUCUGUAUAA